Astyanax mexicanus (Mexican tetra) is the source of this 3650-nucleotide messenger RNA. RefSeq lists its product as uncharacterized. The transcript is spliced from 3 exons. Gene Ontology annotation, molecular function: catalytic activity. Lineage: Eukaryota; Metazoa; Chordata; Actinopteri; Characiformes; Acestrorhamphidae. Bases 2720 to 3646 code for a protein of 308 amino acids. The record is from RefSeq and is a predicted model, not a curated record.
ACUGGCAAGCCACUUACAAUGGCAUUCUCGAAGAGAGUUUCCAAUUGGACAGUGGCAGAAGUUUUUGAUUGGGUAAGGGAACAGUACCCCUCUCACUCCAGAGUUCUACAGCAGGCAAUAGCCAAACAUGCCAUCUCAGGUCGAGCUCUCACAAGAAUGCGAAAGGAACAGCUGAGCAAGCUGGGGGUGGAAUCCAAGUUCCAGCACGAGUUUCUACGGGAUGUUCUCCUCCUCAGGAUUCAGGAGGAAUUGGAGAACCUCGGUGACAUCCAUGCUAAGUGUUCCUCCAACAAGCCACAGGAAGACAGAGGAUCUGCUAAACCAGUGGAAGUACAGCUAAACACACACGCACAGAGAGACAAGCAACAGAAAGAAGAAAAAAGGCCCUUGGUGAAAGAGACAACAACUUGGAGAAAGAGGAGAGACUGAUUCUAUAGCAAGUCGAUUAGAAAAUCAGGUACUUGGAUCCAGGUCCUACAGUCCUUGUUCAAGUGUUUGUUCAUCACAAACUCAGAACUUCAUUUCAGUAUUUGCUGAACAAAGUAUUAUUACACUGUAAAAUGGCUGUGAAAUCCACAAUGAUAUACUGUAUUCCUGCUUAAUUUAUUCUCGUGUGUAUCUUUACACUAUAGUUCUAGGUAAAUUAAGCCAUGCAAACAUCAACUUUAACAAGAUUCCCAGUACCUGCACUGAUCAGACAGCCCCACAGCAUGAUGGAACCACCACCAAAUUUUACUGUGGGCAGGAAGUGUUUGUCUUGUUUUUUUUUCCCCACCAUGCAUACCGUCCUCCAAAUAACUAAAUUUUAUUUCAUCAGUCCACAGUACCUUAUUCCAAAAAAAAAGCUGACUAAAUGUGCUUUAGCAUACCUCAAGCGACUCUGUUUGUGGCGUGUGCUCAGAAAAUGCUUCUUCUGCAUUAUUCUCUCAUACAGCCUCUCCUUGUGUAAAGUGCGCUAAAUAGCUGAACAAUGCACUGCGACACUAUCUGCAGUAAGAUGAUGAUGUAGGUCUUUGGAGCUGAUCUGUGGGUUGACUAUGACUGUUCUCACCAUCCUUCUCCUCUGAUUAUCUGAGAUUUUUAUUGUUCUGCAUCUUCAGGUCUUAACUAGAACUGUGCCUGUGGUCUUGCAUUUCCUCACUGUGUUCCUCACAGUGGAAACUGACACCUGACAUCUCUGAAAGAGCUUUUUAUAUCCUUCCCCUCUAAACCAUGAUGAUGAACAGUGUUUGUUUUCAGGUCAUUUAAAAGUUGUUUUGAGGCUCCCAUGUUGACACUCUUGCAAUUGCCACUUUAACCCUUUCUCAUAAUUGUAUUUACCUAUGUAUGUAGGUCAAGGGUAAAUAAGCUUACCAAACUAAUUUUGUGUUCUUCUUAAUUUCACUUGUUCAUCUGCUACUGCUAUUUAACUGAAAUUGCUGAUCCGAACAACCAAUGAUUUAAAAAAAAAUAUCAAAAUUAUCAGGGGUGUCAAAACUUUUUUAUACCAAAAAUGGGCACUUUGAAAACACAUUUAAAGUCCCAAAGGGUCUUUAAAUGCAGUGCCAUUCACUAAUCAGAAGUGGAAGGAAAAUAGAUUUAAAUUCCUUUGCUCUCCUGCAUCUGUCUGGCUGGGAACAUUAUGCUUGUAUUGUACUUUCUUUGAAGCAGAGUACAUCUUUUAAUAUGUAAGUAUGUAUGUUCACUCAUUUAUUUGAGUCGUAAUAUAUUACGGUGACCAAUUCUAAUCCGUUUGUGUAACUUUCCUUUUUAUUUCUGUAUUUAUGUAGUUGAUUAUUAUUUCCUUAAAGGUUAAAGGAAUAAACUCCAACAUUAUGACACUGAGAACAACUGACAAAUUAUUGUCCUUCCUCUCUCUAAAUACACACCACAAUUGUUAACUCCAUCUUACUGGAGAUCUUUUAUUUCACAUUAAAAAAAGUAGUAGUUUAAAACCUUUUUCUGAAUAUAAUAUUUUUUGCUGGUUACCUGAGCAAAUCAUGGCGCUAAUACAAGAGCUACUGCAAACAUAGAGAUACUGUUUGCUCAUUCUGUAGAAAUUAAUUGCUUACACACUGCAGGUGUUCUGUGGUCAGAAAGGACAUAAAAAUCUGUUGAGCACUUUCUCUUGAGCAUUUUCUCUUAAUAAUUUUUGUGUUUGAGUGCAGUGUUGUUGUUUUUUCUAGAAAUAAAAUACAAUCCAGUCGGUGUGUUGUAAGUGGGCUGCAUUUUCUACUAAAAGAGAAAGGAAAAUCACAAGUGACAACACCCAGGAAAUUACUGCAUCACUAUGUCCAUCUAAUGUUUGCAUGAGAAAGACAAAAAGUAAUGUCUUUCUUUGUUGGUGUGUGUGAGUAAGGGUUUGUAAGAGUGUGUAAUAGAGAAGAGCUGUUUUUACGUCGGUUCUGAACCAAACUUUACGCGCCCCACGCAUGUGAGUUACAGCAGAACCGAACUUCUGAGGACUAAGGACAGUUUGGUCAGUAAAACAGCAACUUUGGACAAUAAUAUCCGAGCUACGCUGGGCGAGCUGCAGCUCCUCCGCGCUCCGGCGUGGGGGAGCGGAUCGCUGCAGACAAAGGGCAAGAGGAGGAGGCGGUGCGAGCGGCGUCAGAAGAGAGGAAAAUGCGCUGGGGUGCUAGCCAGGCUAAAGGCUAAUGCUAACCGACCCCCGAUUCCGUCGCUUUUCCUCUCUAACGUCCGCUCUUUGGAUAACAAGCUGGACCUGCUGUGGCUGAGGAUGAAUGUUUCUGAGGAGAUGAGGAACUGCGCUGUGAUUUGUCUCACGGAAACCUGGCUGAACCAGACCAUGCCGGACUCAGCCUUCCAGCUCGCCGGCCGGCAACUCUUCCGAGCGGACCGCAGCCAGCUAUCCGGGAAAGCCCGGGGGGGCGGCUUGUGCGUUUACAUAAACAAAGGUUGGUGCACAAACUGCGUGUUGGUAAACAACCACUGCUCCGAGGCGACAGAACAGCUGACUGUAAAGUGUCGUCCUCACUAUCUGCCUCGUGAGUUUUCGGUGGUGUUCGUGAUUGCUGUUUACAUAGCACCGGAUGCUAAUGCUAACAACGCGCUGAAGGAGCUUUAUGACAACAUCAGCUCGCUUCAGAACAAGCAUCCGGACGCGUUCUACGUGGUAGCGGGGGAUUUUAACCACGUAGAACUGAAGAACACGCUGCCGAGGUUUUACCAACACGUGAACAUUCCAACGCGAGGUAAUAACACGCUGGACCGUGUUUACUCCUCUGUGAAAGACGCUUACAAAGCCUUCCCCCGCCCCCACCUCGGGCUAUCGGACCACAUCUCCAUCAUGCUGGUCCCCGCAUACCACCCCCCACUGCGACGCUCAAAACCCACACAGAAAACCAUCACGGUGUGGCCAAGUGACGGCGCCGCUGUGCUGCAGGACUGCUUCGGCUGCACAGACUGGCAGGUCUUCAGGGAGGCUGCUGAGUGUGAGGGGGAGCUGGAUCUGGAGGAAUACACAUCUGCUGUUCUCGGGUACAUCAGCAAGUGUGUGGAGGAUGUCACUACUACCAAGACUGUGACUUGCUACCCGAACCAGAAGCCCUGGCUGAACGCAGAGGUGCGUUCCCUGCUGAAAGCCAGGGAUGCUGCCUUCAGAUCUGAGACUCGGAUGAACUCAGGAGGGCUAGAAGAGAGCUGAGAAC